CAAGAUGGCGCGCUCCAUUGUCCAUGCUGAUGAGUGCUACCACCAGCUUUAACUUGCACUGUGCUGCUUUGUUGUAUAGCUCUAGCAGGUCAUCAUCGUCAUGAGUAGUGUGUGUUCUGUCCGAAACCUGCGGCUCUAAAUGGAAAUGAAGAGUUAAGUGUCUGCUGGAGAGGUUUAACUCCUUCACGUCGGAUGACGGGGACUGGAUGAAUGCCACAAAAGCCUUUCAUUUCACAUCUGAAGCAUUUAUCAAGGACUGGAAUCCUAUGCUCUUCCCAGUGUUGGUGGACAGCAGGCAUUUGAGGCACCAUGCCCAGACUCAUCAAGAAGAAAUAUUCCCAGGAGGUUAGAGACGAGGAGAACAUUGGCGGAGAUGGUGCAAGACCAGAGGACGUUGCCGACGUCUUAAAGAAACGCCUGCUGCUGAUGUCCGGGAAGCUCCCCGCUCUGACACCAAGAUCAACUCCAGACAGCCACGUGAACGAGCCUACAUUUCGAGACACCACAGAACUGCGGCAACCUCUCCCGUCGAGGAUCGCCACCAAGGGGUCUGACGGAGAGCAAAGUUACAGAGACAUUGCCCAGCGCAGGGAAGGGGCACCUCGCAGCGACGCAUCCCAGCUCGGCCAGCGAUGCACGGUGGAGCUGGGCGAGGAAGGCACCAGCGGAUUCCGGCGGCGUCUGUCGUCAGGGAGCAAGCGGGCUACGAUGGAAGGGAAUCCAAUGACGAGUUCCCCGGGGGUCUCUGCCCACCAACGAGCCAAGAAAGCCAUGAGGGACCGACUCUUGGGAAAUGCAAGUCAGAGGUUGCAGGCACAUCAAGAGGGCGCGCCUGGCCGGUUUAACGACGAGCCGGAGAAAGAAAGCUUUGGAAAGAUGAGGAUCCUGGCGCUGAACGACAGCAGCAGUGACGACAGCGAGUCGGAAGUUGAAGUGGAAAUUAGCAAAGAAGCCCAGGAAGCAGAGGCCUACAGCUUGUACAACAAAGCCCUGGAUCUCCAGCGCGCAGGAGACAAUGCGGAGGCAGAGUCGACUUAUCAACAGUUACUGAGCAUACCCCUCCUGGCCGAGGUGGAACCUCCCGAUGAUGAAGAGACGGUGAGAAGCCCCGGUCUGAUGCUGAAGUACCUGACCUACAAAAACCUGGGCAGCAUGGCCUACCAGAAGGAAGAUCUCAACAGGGCUAUGGAACAUUAUUUAGAGGCUGUUGCAUUCGACGAGACUGACGUGACAGUGUGGUACCGAAUCGGGACCAUGGCCGUGACGCUCUAUCAGCUCCCGCUGGCCCGGCUGAGCUUCGUGCAAGCCUUGAAGUGCAGCCCCAACCACUGGCCCAGCCUGGACAAUCUCUGCACAGUGCUGUAUGCGCUCAAUGACUAUGCAGGCUGUUUGUUCUACAUAUGUCAAGCCCUGGAACGGGACCGCAAGUACAAAAAAGGAGUUGUUCUGCGGGAAAAGAUGUUCAAGGAGCAGCCCUCGUUGAGGAAAGACAGCUACGACUUGUUUCAAAAUUGCCAGGAUGUCAUUCGGCCAUCCCAGAUAGACAGAGCGGAGGCAGAAAAAAUAAUCAAGGAGGCCCUGACAUUGCGAGAGGAGAGACGCGCUCUGGCCAAGAGAGAGCCCAUGCCGCUGGUCAAGUUCUUGACACCAUUUACGUCAUUCAGUUCAUUCACGUGGAAGGGUCUUGGUGAAAGAUUGGUCGCCCUCUACAAUCAUCUUGUCGAAAAUUCUCCUCCACUGAGUUUGUGCUGUAAAAUUGAUAUGAGUGAGUAUGUCCAGCAUCCCGAAGAGAAGGAGUUCAAGGUUUCAGCAGGAAGGGAAAACCAGAUCACACCGGCUAAAACCACCCAGGACACACCAAUAAAUAUAACUGAGGACACACCCCCAGAUAACAACCAGAGCAGAUCAUGUGUACCAGAAAGCAAGACGACACUCUCAGCUGACGACUUGCAGCAUGGUUCGGAAGACAACUGUGACGAAAAUUUCAGCCUACACGAAAGCCAACAGGAGACUGUACGGACAAGCGGACAGGGAACUAUGGAACAGACCCCACAACAAACCCAGCAGCAAGCCCCACAACAGACCCUGCAAGGGACUCAACAGAUCCCAUCACAAGAGACGCAACAACACAGUCUACACCAAGCACCAUUGGAAACCCCUCAACAGGUACCACAGGAGACUCCACUGAUCAGCCUGCUGGAUAUGCCUCAGCAGACCCCACAACAGGUCCACGAGCAGACCUUACCAUGCACCCAAGACCAGACCCCACAGCAGACCCCAGUUGGAAGCAGUGACAUCGACGAUCCAGUUGCCAUGGAAACAGAACCCAUCCCAGUAAAAACCAAAAUGCGAAGAGGGCCCAAGAGGAAACGAGAGAAGGCCAAUCACCCAGUGCCUGGAAACCGACGUUCCACUCGGGUUCGUAACACCGUGGGAAAAAAGAAAGAAGAGUGCAUCAACUAUCAGGAGAUCCUGCGGCAAUUCCUACCCUCCAGCCUUCAAGACAGUGGAGAGGAAAGGGAGGAUGCAAGGUGCAGAUCGUCUGAUCAAGAUGAGGCAAGCCAGCGGCAGACUCCAUCCUCCAGGAGGAUGGAAAUUGCAGAUCGAGACAAACCAAUGGGGCACGUGGAGACAGACGCUGAUCAGUCAGAGAAGGUCUGGGAGUUCCUAAAAAAGAGACAGAGAAACAGCGGGAUCAUCCAAUUACUUGACGAUUAUUUGCGGGAAAUUGUGACUACUCAGCAGGGAGCAUGGCCGACAGGUCUAACCACCGUUUUCCUCCAAGCGUAUUCCUGCACAAGACGCCAUGUCAUCUUGCCCAGUAUCUUCAGUUCCGAAUACAGCAGUGAACUCAAGACCGCCACCGGCUACGUGAUGCUGACGUUCGCUGAGCUCAAGAUUGACGAGCUGAUCUCGGCCGGCAAGGGAACACCGACCAGCGUGUCCAAGAAGGCUGACACUGAAGCGAUGGGGAAGUUCAUCGAUGAAGACCUGGGCUACAUGCAGAUGCUGACCAACUCGGGGGCAAUACAGGAGGACAAAUGGAGGGACUUUAACGUCCGAGUUUACUGGUUGAAGGCGAGAUACAUGACGUUGCUGGGCAAGUCAGAAGAAGCGAUUGAUUCCUUUGACGAGUGCACAGAUAUAUUAAGUGAACCUUGGGUUGGAGAGGACGGGACAGAAAGGGUCAUCACUCUUCCCAACUGCAAAGUGGAUAACCGCAUCACAGUCGACCUGAUUAAGGAGCAGUUGAAGUCCACCCAGCACAGCCAGUCCCUGGAGGAGGUCCAGCGCUUCUAUGAUGCCGGGAACUAUGAGCGGGUGACUGUGCUCCUCCUUCCGACAUUCCAAGACACGGCCACUUCCAGCAGGCGACUCCUCAAGGAAGGAGCCACACCCCAGAGGCCCUCUCAGCUACUGCUCCUGCAUCGGUCGCUCCUCAAACUCGGUGACUACAAGCAAUGCAUCAUCUGCGGGGCUGCUGGCAUCUGCGAGGCACUGCAAGAGGUUCCCAUUGCCAAGACGCCGCCCGUGCGGGACGAAUGGAUAAGCGUCAUCCUGGAGCUGUUUGAGAUCUUCAACAAGGCUCUCUGUGAAGAUGUGGACAGCUUGAAGCAGUUGGAGCGCCCCCAACGCAUUCGGCUGACGAGCGCAAUCAUCAGCGCGAUUGAGAUGUGUAUGGACACAGACGGCCACUUCCCUCAAGACGUCCUACCCUGGGUUGUCCUAUACAGAGUCAUUAAACAUGAGGAGGACCAGCUUGCAACCAUGGCAACCAACGAUGAUGCAGGGCGGUGCAGCACUCCCAUGAUUCCCUCCUCCCUCAUGCUGCUGGACACUGCCCACGAUUAUCUCGGCCGGCGUUCGUGGUGCUGCAAUUCCAACGGAGCCUUCCUGCGUUUGUACAUCUCUGUCCUGAGCCGCGAGAUCGCCACGGGAACAGAGGAGGACCCGCAUCCCUUCCUGAGCGACCUGCAGUACUCCCUGGAGCAGUGCUUCUUCUGCCUCCACAGCCACCCCAGCAAGAAGACGAAGGCUAGACAUCUUCAGGACCACGGCGUGGAGGAACUGCCCAUGGACAUGGAGGACGCCCGUCUCAUCUUCGACUACUUCAAGCCCAGCGUGCUGCCCGAGUUUGACUCCUACAAGACCUCCUCGCUGUCGGGUGACCUGGAGAGCCUCCUCCUGAAGAUCGUCCGCAUCAUCCCGCCCAUGGAGGACCCGCCUGUCACCAUGGAAAUGCUGCAGGCCUACGUCGAGGCCAAGACGGAUGAGCCCCCUUCCAUCCCUGCCGAUCGGCCCAUCAUCAGACCGGUGGUCAAGGAAAUUUACUACUUGCUGGCAGAUUUCUACUUCAAGAACAAGGAGCUCUUCAAAGCCAUCAAGCUCUACAUGCAGGAUCUCUGUGUGUGUCCGGACCGGUUGGACAGCUGGGCCGGAAUGGCCCUGGCCCGGAGUGGACGACUCGAGCUCAAAUUCAACAUGUGCGAUUCUAAAACUGAGGGCACCAUCUACAAACACUCUGUGGCCGCCUUGCGCUGCUUCCAGCGAGCCCUGGAGAUAGAUCGAACCAAUCGCUCGCUUUGGAUCGAGUACGGCUCUAUGGCGUACAUGGUGCACUCCUACGCAUCCCGACAACUCAAGCAGAGGGAGCAGUUUUCGCUUACUGAAGACAUCGUGGAAUUCCUGCAGGAGAAGCGAUCGGAGUGUCUGGGGUUGGCUGAGAGGUGCUUCGAGGAGGCGAGGCAGUGCGAGGUGGACGGGGAGGAGGAGGAAUGGCUGGUGCACUACAUGCUGGGCAAGGUGGCCGAGAAGAGGCAGACGAGCCCUGAAGACUUUCUGGAACAUUACAAGAAGGCUGCUUAUUAUCUUCAUGAAGACGAGGCGAAAUAUCCCAAGAAGAUUGCGUACCACAACCCACCGGAUCUCUCCUUGGAGGCCUUGGAGAUGUACUUCAGGCUUCACGCCUCCAUCUUGAAACUGCUGGGGAAACCCCUGCCGGGUUUCCACGGUGAUUAUGCCAUGCUUCAGCGCUACGUCUUAGAGGCUGCCGACGAACCAUUCGUUUCUGCCCAGGAGAAAAUGGACACUAGUGAACCACCCUCUUCAGCAGACAACGACCCGGACGCCAAGUCGCCAUUUCCCAGCAUCAGAGUGCAGCUGGAGGGCAGAGGUCAGGCCGAUGCUAAGGAUCUAGAGGUCAGACCAGAGAAGGCCAAAGUUCCUGGCAGUCCCUUGUUUGUUGCCACCCCGACUGACCACGACUACGUGCGGUCCAGGGGAAGAAAGAGGCAGCUAGUCAUGACCUCAACAGACUCAUCAGCAUUUCCUGUGCUGUCUCGUGAUGAGCAGUCAACCAGUACUUCAGGUCUCCCACCUUGCAGCAAAGAUGCAAUGGCCGGGGCAACCUCCGCAGCCGAGCUCCUGAAGUCCCUGGCCAAGAUCCACACUGACAUUCUGGACCAACCAGCGGAGAAGAGGAGACUUCUUGAGGCUCCUCCGGGACCGGAGAGUGUCGGACAGCGGACAGAGCCACAGGCUGACCUUGGAGUCGACAAGGCGACCUCUUCCCAGAUCCAAGAGCAGAGGGAGGACCCUGAAUCGGUUGAAGGGGCAGUUGAGGAAUUCCUGGCAGCCUCCGCAGGUAAGCAACUGGGGGUGGAGGAUCUCGCCGAGCCGGACAGGAAGGGAUUAACGGAGGUCAAGAUUGUCACAGGAGAUGCCACAGGAGAGGUUGAGAAAGACAAGACAGACAGCCUGACUGGAGAGAGAAGCCAUAGCGACGUGGUGUCUGGUGAUGUAGAAGAGAAAGGGUCAUCUGUAAGCCAGCAGCAAUUGGGAAAUGAAACACCUGAAGAAGAUGUGGUUACUAAGGAAAUGGCUGAUCAGCUGAACGAAACGAACCCCAGCAUCAUCGUCAUCUCCUCUGAAGAGUCAGAAGAUCAGAUGGAAUCUGAAGACUCAGUACCGACAGAGAAGCAGGUGACCACAGAAACAGUGGCACUACCAACUGCGGUGAUCAGUGAAAUGAGAGAGACAGGCACUGAAGUGAAGGACGUGGUUACCAAGGAGAUGGGUGUGCAGGCAAAUGAGGAAUCAGUCGCUGAUUUUUCCGUCAUCACCAUUUCAUCAGAGGAUUCCAGUGACCAGAUGGAUCUCACAGAGCCCAGAACAUCUAAGAACGACAAAGACGGUUUCGAGGAGAAUUUGAAGACAGAUGCAAAGGAGGUAGCAGAAGACAAGAAUGAUAAGAAUGCAGACUCAUUGAUGGAGAGGGAAAUGGAAGGAGACCUUGGGGAGGGUUUUGAAAAGGAUGAGAAAAAGGUAGAGGUUAGAGAACAGGGAGCGUCAGAUGAUGUAGUGCCAGUCAAGGAUACGGAACAAAAUCACAAAGAUGGUUUGAAAAUGGAAGCAAAGGCAGACACGGAAGUCAGACCUGAGGAGAAACAGGAGGGCAAAACACUGAGUGAUGUGGAUCGGGGGGAGCUGAGCGACAGCAGACAGGUCGAGGAUGAAGUGAAGAAGACAGAGGCUGCUUGCGGCCAGAGUCAGGAGGAGCAGAAGGCGUGGCUGGUGGAGCGAUGCCUAGAGGCGAUGAAGCUGUGCCUAUCGCGUUUUCCCCAGCACUACAAGUCGCUGUACCGGAUGGCCAAUGCCUACGCCACGACGAGCACUGAGCAGGGUCUGCAGUGGAGUCGCGACCUGUUGCUCGGCAGCAACCAGCCUUGGCAACAGACAAGCCACAUGCCAUCGCCGGGGCUCUUCGCCGAGCACUGGAAGACCAAGAACCUCUUCCACGGAGUCUGGAGGAUCCCCAUCAGUGAAAUUGACAGGUCAGGUAGUUUCUCCUGGCAUAUGUAUCGCUCUGUCAGCCUGCUCAUCGACAUUCUAAGGAGAUUACGCGAUCACUCCAUGCUGCUGCAGAUUGCCGUCAAACUGAACCGGACACCGGAACUUGGAAAGAAAUUCCUGCGUGAUGUCGACCGACAGUUUCUGGCCAGGCAUUGCUACAGGACCUGCGUGGAGGUUCUGGCGGAGGAAAUUGAGUUGGCAAGAACAGAGGACAAGGAACAGCAGCAACAGGUUGUCCUGUCCGCCUAUCGUCUGGUCCAGACCGCCCAGAACAAGCUCCAGACCGACUCCAGCUUACCAACCAAACUCCUGUGCGUCGCCUACAAGUCGUACAGAAAUAUCCAGAUUGAACCUGACACUGCCGUUCUCGAUCAGGCGGUCCGGUUUUGUCUUCAGCAUCGGCUGGCCAGCAAGACACCACAGACCCCAACAUCCCAACCCGAGUCCAUCUUCUCGUCACCUCAACCCAGCAAGGAGAGGAGCGUCAUCGUGACCCCCGACAGACAGGGUGACACACAGAGCUCCACUUGCAGUAGCACACAGUAACAAGCUUCUACCAGCAGGAGAACAUCAGGGGUUUUUUUUUUGCCUGGGUGGGUGAAGUUGUUCCAACGUGGGCACAUUCCAACUUGGGCACAAAUGACUCUGCGAGUCUUAUUCUGGUCUGUCUCUGAAGCUGCGCACAGAGAGCUGAUCUGCCACAAAGCGUAGCCUGGUUUCAGGGUCGUACUGUUCCCUUCACAGCCAAGUAGAUUAAAUGAAGGACUCCAAUGGCUAGGUUACGGUCAAAUGUGAACGGUGUCUCAGGAUUCUAGCUGUCACUCACUGGAUUUUUCCAAAUUGUGUAUCUUGACUAGUUUAGCCGUAAGCCUGAGUAGAUUCAGCUGUAGGGGGCUUCACAGAAAAAUAUUCAGUCGCAGAAAUGUGCAUUUAGCAAACCUUCAGCUGUUACUUUGCAUUUGUCAGCUGGACCAAACUUUGAAUUGUGAAAACUGUUGCACUAGCUGUUCAUCAGCACGGCAUUGCCCAAUUUCACAUGGUCUCAUACAUUCCUCUGAGCCUCCAAGGUCAUGGAAUUUUGGGAACUGACACUAGAUUUCUAGUAUAGGAUCUUUUCACAUGACGGGCGAAGGCAUUUCAGGAAGCGUACCGUGUCCGUGGAGGCGCAGGUUUUUUCGAAUCUGUGUAUUUCUGCUGGCAACUUCAUGUACGCAAGAUUGUUGAGAGACUUGGAGGGCACUCGCAUCUCCACUCACAUCUGUGCAAGUUGGAACGCUGACCGUCAAAAAUCAUGUGACUGAAAAUCUUCUACAUUGUAUAUAUGCUUUCUUUAUAUGUAAAUAACUGUCGGGUGAACACGAUCCCUUCUCCCGUGGUCAGAAUAGAUGACAGGGGGUCUUCUGGACAUACACGUGAAUAAUUGAAGCUCUCCAAUGAUUUACAUAUUGGCUCAUUAAUAAAUACAUGUGAUAAUACGUGUCGUAAUCCGUCCCCCUGCACCCGCCCCCAUUCCCAUUUCCCCAGCCCCCCACUAACCACCAUCAAUGAACAGGGGUGUGACAGUUCAGCAUUUCAGCUGAUUUCAGCUUUUUUUGUUGAGAUAUUGACCCUGAAUUUUAGCUUUUGUGUACACCUGCUGUGUACAAAGGCAUGGGAACUUUUUACAUUUCGGCUCCUUGCUAGCCGUUUUCAGCUUUCAUUUUAAGUGACCACUCACACCCCUGACUAAGGCACACAGCAGUGGUCCAACCGGCAUUUGUUGUGAUCAUACAGCUGAUGUGAACUCUGAGAGUUGACAGACCACCUUGUUAGUGCGCCCCCAAUCCAUCGCUUCGGGUGACUGUCGACAGCUGUCCCCGAUUGUUAUGCUACCAAGUUGUCGCUAGCUGAAGGGACUUUUUAUUCAAGAAAAAACAGGGCAAUGAGAGGGAUAAAUUUUGUUCAUAAUGACUGGGGGAUUGUGGAGUAAACAUUUUGCAAGAAAGCUUUACUUUAUAAUACAGCAUGGAGGAUUUGUGACUGCAACGCUUACACUUCGUAGUCGUUUGUGAACCAGUGAUGCGCAGCUACUACCAAAGGAACCUCCACUGCCAAGAAAAUUGCGCCCUCUCUUGGUUCAGCUCGGGGCCCACUGAGUACAACACUUUGACACUCUCAUCCAGGGUACAAGUGUCUGUGACUGACAGAAAGGUUUGUUUGUUUGCGUAUAACUUCUCUGCCAUCAGAAAGGAAAUUUUCUGAGUUUGAUCAAAAAACAAAGAAAAUAUAACCCCCCAAAAUAUCACAAAAUGUACAGGCACGCACUGAAAAAGAAUUCUGCUAUUAAGUACCUGGCACUGAUUUGUCAUCAUGUUUCUACUCCGCCAUCUCACAUUCUACGCAUUCUGUCGUGGUUAUUUUCCAUCCCAAAAGUUGCAUUAGGAGAGAGAAACCUAGAAACGUCAAUUGAAUAGUUCCUCGUAACACGCCUGCAAUGCAUAACAUGCACGAACAACCUGCUGUGAGUUAAUAAUGACACUAUGAUGCCCAAGUGUCAACUUGCAUAGAAUCAUACCGUUAGCUCAUUUAGCGAAUGGAGUUUGUAUGGUUUUUCAUUUAUUUUCUACAAAACAGAAUUUGUGACGGGACCAAAACAGAAAAAAAUCUUGUGACUCGUUUUUCACAUCCUUCAAAAGGAGCAGUGCAGUCGACUCCUCAAAAUGCCAAUUGGACAUAUUCACCAGUCGGUGAUACUGAAUUGAAAGUUAAAGUUUGAUGUUUUGAAGUUUGUUAUUUGAGAAUAAAAAUGGUAUCACUGAUUGAAAACUAAUUAAUGUCAUUUAUGCUGAUGAAGAGUUUAAUAGUUGUGAUUGAUUAUAUCCAAAUGUUUUCAGCCACACUUUAAAAAAAAUGAAAGUAAGGCUGCAUCCGAAUCACUUGGCUGUGGCUUGAAGACUCAGUGUGAACCGGCCAUACAUGGCCGCUACUAUUAUAGUGGCCCUGGAGGGACAUCAGUAAUCGUCAAUGUUAACCCCUUCACAGCGGGAUUGUUUUGACCGUGACUGCUAG
Messenger RNA from Acanthaster planci (crown-of-thorns starfish), 9900 nucleotides. RefSeq names its product calcineurin-binding protein cabin-1-like. Gene Ontology annotation, biological process: chromatin organization. The record is from RefSeq and is a predicted model, not a curated record. Gene Ontology annotation, molecular function: protein binding; nucleosome binding. Gene Ontology annotation, cellular component: nucleus. Lineage: Eukaryota; Metazoa; Echinodermata; Asteroidea; Valvatida; Acanthasteridae.